Penicilliopsis zonata CBS 506.65 is the source of this 1221-nucleotide messenger RNA. RefSeq lists its product as hypothetical. NCBI's taxonomy places the organism in Eukaryota, Fungi, Ascomycota, Eurotiomycetes, Eurotiales, Aspergillaceae. Gene Ontology annotation, cellular component: mitochondrion. The transcript is spliced from 4 exons. Gene Ontology annotation, molecular function: fatty acyl-CoA hydrolase activity. Gene Ontology annotation, biological process: acyl-CoA metabolic process. The record is from RefSeq and is a predicted model, not a curated record. Bases 1 to 1221 code for a protein of 406 amino acids.
AUGCCGAUGCGCGUGAAAACGCCGUGGAUAGAGGCCUUGACUAAGAGUCAGGAUGAUUCUCGGUUGAAGAACCCAGGCUCGACGCAAGGUCGGCCGGAUUUGACGCCAAAGAAGAUGUCGGAUGGGUAUUAUAAAGCGGUAUUGCCGCUAGCCCAAGAUAAAUGGUUGUUGGAUUCGUACCUCAAUUCCUCGGGUCAUAUUCGGCUCGGGUCACUUCUGAUGGAUCUAGACGCCUUUGCCGGAGUGAUUGCCUACCGACACACUGGGGACUCUGUGACGACGGUCACCGCUGCAGUAGAUCGGAUCACGAUCGAGAACCCGCUGAUGGAGAUCUGCGAUCUGGAGCUCAGCGGGCAGGUCACCUACGCGACGGGGCGAUCGAGUAUGGAGGUCUCGAUCCAGGUUGCGAAAGCGCCGCCGGAAGGACAGGAAGCCAAGCCGGAAGACAAGCUGAUCACCUGCGCGUUCACGAUGGUAUCGCUGGAUCCCACGACGAAGAAACCGGCGGCGAUCCCGCCUCUACUGAUUGAGACGGAAGAGGAACGCCGGCUCUUCAAGAAGGGCGAGGAAAACUACAACGCCAAGAAGGCCCUGCGCAAGAAGAGUCUCCUCGAGAAGGAGCCCGACGAGGAAGAAAGCAAUCUCAUCCAUUCGAUGUGGACCAAAGAAAUGGCAUAUUUAAACCCUCAAUCCGGAAUUUCGAGGCCGUCGAAUAUCAUCUCGAUGGAUGACACGGUGCUCAAGUCGGCAAUGAUCAUGCAGCCGCAGUUCCGCAACCGACACAACUUUAUGAUCUUCGGUGGCCACCUGCUGAAGCAGACGUUCGAGCUGGCCUUCUGCUGCGCGGCGUCCUUUUCGCACACGCGGCCAAACUUCCUCUCCCUCGACCCCAGCACGUUCGAGAACCCGGUCCCCGUGGGCAGCGUGCUGUACCUGCGCGCUACGGUCUCCUACACCGAGCCCCUGGGCAGCAAGUACACCAAGGUGCAGGUGCGCGUGGAUUCAAAGGUGCGGGACGUGGAGCAUGCGACCAAGAGGUCGACGGGCAUGUUCAACUACACCUUCCUGGUCGAGAAGGAUGUGCAGGUGAUGCCCCAGAGCUACGGGGAGUUUAUGCAGUGGACCGACGCUCGCAGGAGAGUCCAGCAGGCCGCCGCUGCCAUCGAUGGGUCGAAGGAGUUGAGCGCUCUGCGUACUCUACAGGAUAGUGUCACUGAGUAA